Messenger RNA from Didymella exigua CBS 183.55, 690 nucleotides. Its product is annotated as NADH-quinone oxidoreductase. Gene Ontology annotation, molecular function: 4 iron, 4 sulfur cluster binding; NADH dehydrogenase activity. Bases 1 to 690 code for a protein of 229 amino acids. Gene Ontology annotation, biological process: mitochondrial respiratory chain complex I assembly; mitochondrial electron transport, NADH to ubiquinone. Gene Ontology annotation, cellular component: membrane. The transcript is spliced from 3 exons. Lineage: Eukaryota; Fungi; Ascomycota; Dothideomycetes; Pleosporales; Didymellaceae. The record is from RefSeq and is a predicted model, not a curated record.
AUGGCCAGCACCAAGCCAUUGACGAUGCUGGCACGUGGCCCAUCGGCCACCACACUGCUCAGGCAGUCGCAGUUCGCUCCACGCUUCGCCUCGCCCGCCACCGUCGCCUUCUUCAGCACAACCUUCCCGCGCGCCGCCACGCCCGCUGGACCUCCCCCGCCUGGAUUCCGGUUACCGCCCCAGAAGAAGUGGGACGAGGGCGAGUCGGCGCUGGACAAGGCCGGAAAGUACUUCUUGCUCAUGGAGAUGUUCCGCGGCAUGUACGUGUCGCUGGAGCAGUUUUUCAGGCCCCCAUACACCAUCUUCUACCCCUUCGAGAAGGGCCCCAUUUCCCCCCGCUUCCGUGGCGAGCACGCCCUGAGACGGUACCCGACAGGCGAGGAACGUUGCAUUGCCUGCAAGCUCUGCGAGGCUAUCUGCCCAGCGCAGGCCAUCACAAUCGAGGCUGAGGAGCGUAUGGACGGCAGCAGGAGGACCACGCGCUACGAUAUCGACAUGACAAAGUGCAUCUACUGCGGUCUCUGCCAGGAGUCUUGCCCCGUCGAUGCCAUUGUCGAGGGCCCCAACGCCGAGUACGCCACCGAGACACGAGAGGAGCUCCUGUACAACAAGGAGAAGCUGUUGGCCAACGGCGAUAAGUGGGAGCCUGAGAUCGCAGCCGCUGCCCGCGCGGACGCGCCUUACAGAUAA